Molecule: messenger RNA, 1080 nt
Organism: Penicillium subrubescens
Lineage: Eukaryota; Fungi; Ascomycota; Eurotiomycetes; Eurotiales; Aspergillaceae
Product: putative 6-hexanolactone hydrolase
Exons: 4
Coding region: 1-1080 (359 amino acids)
Molecular function (GO): hydrolase activity
Source: RefSeq, a predicted model, not a curated record
AUGCCCGAGUCUAAAAACGUUAUCCAGCUUCCCGAGCUAGGGUUCUGGGAAAAGGCGGAUCUUCCUUUCGUCCAUGCUUCGGUGGUCGUGCAGGCAUUGUACGCUGCUAUCACUGGUCUGUUCCGCGGCAAGAGUAGCCCAAGGAAGUAUAGCCAUCAUGUCACCGCUGCGGCUAUUCGGGGGAUGGUUGGCCGAAUUUCUAUUCGUCAGAAGCAAUACAUCGACCCAACAACGCCACAGACAUACCAUGCUGUCAUGCAGCGAAGAGGCCUCCAACCUGAGGUAGUUGACCUCCCUCACGGCACUGAGGGAUACUGGCUGGGCAACAAGGAUGCGAAGAACGUAAUCAUUUACUAUCACGGAGGGGGCUUCGCCAUGGCGGCCGGCGCCUCCCACUUCGAUUUCUGGCUCGACCUGCUCCAAGUCGUCAAUGAGAACGGCCACGAGAUCGCCGUCUUCUUCCCCCGCUACACACUAACCCCACACGAAGUCUACCCAACCCAACUGCGCCAAGCAGUCGGUGCACUUCGAUACAUUCUCACCGACGCAGGACGAGCCCCAUCCAACGUAAUCGUCGGCGGCGACUCGGCUGGUGGUAACCUCGCCAUGGCGGUGUUACUGCACCUCUCGCACCCGCAUCCUGAUAUCGACCCGAUUACGUUGUCGGGUCCCCUGGCGGGCGUGUUUGGUUAUGCGCCGUGGAUCAAUUUCAGUCAUGAUUGGCCUUCGUUCAAGGAGAAUGCUUAUCGGGAUGUUAUUACUGACCAGGCGCUGGGGAGAUGGUCUAAUGCUUAUCUGGAUGGUAAGCAGGGUGAUAGUUGGAGUGAACCUGAUCGUGCGCCGGCGGAGUGGUGGGAGGAUGCGAAGACGGAGAGGAUCUUGUUGUUGGCGGGUGGAGAUGAGAUUUUGCUGGGUCCUAUUGAGUCUUUUGCGAAGAAGGUCAAGUCGGCUUUCCCGAAUACUACGUUUGUGAUCGGGUACGAUGAGUCUCAUGACGCACAUUUGUAUGUUGAGGCAGGCUCGAAAGAGGGGACACAGAGCAGUAGGGAGCUACGACAAUGGAUCGCUUCUCGUCUGUGA